Gongylonema pulchrum is the source of this 1533-nucleotide messenger RNA. NCBI's taxonomy places the organism in Eukaryota, Metazoa, Nematoda, Chromadorea, Rhabditida, Gongylonematidae. The record is from the annotation of a GenBank genome assembly.
AUGGAGACUGAACCGAGUGCCACGGGAGCGUCGAGCAGUUCUGUUCGGGAGGAACGCAUGAAAACGGCGUUUGCACUCACUGCUGAAGAUCGUGCUGAGUUACCGAUUCGAAGGAUUUCAGCUGUUUCAUUUAUUAUUGUCAUGCUUGUGUUCGGUGUACCGUUGUGGUGGCAAACAACUUCGACAUAUCGCGUUCCUUUUUCCGUUUUCUCGCCUCAUCAACAAAUAAUUUUGCCGGUGCAUAUAACUGUGGCUUGUUCGUUUUCCUCGACGAAGCAGUAUGUUGAAAGGGCUGCAGCUGAUCUUCUGCGUAGUUUGUCUGAGCUUCCGAAAAUCGACCAGCUACGUCUCAUAUUUAAACUGCGUUAUGAAGACACGGAUGAGGGAAUCUUAUCAAAGAACGAACUGGAAAAACCUGGCCUGUUUGGAGUGCAUGUUGCUGUAAUUGACGAGGCAGUAUGGCCAUAUUCUGGAAAUCGCAUUUAUUUUGACAACGAUUGGGCAUACGUACUGAACUCUGUAGAAAAAACAGAGCUUGCGGAUCGUAUGCUGACAGCGAUAAGUGAUGUUCUUCUUGAUACAAGCCAUCUCUCAGCAAUCGUGAGGCGUGAUUUGAAGCAGCGAAUGCAGCUGCAGGAAGUCGUUGCACUAUCACCCAGUCAACAGAAGCGUUUGAUUUGGGAUUCGGCAGCACUGAGCGCUCAUUAUAUUGUGCAAAUUAUUUUUGUACAUAUCGGUAUCAAUGAAACCAGUGCGAGUGGCUCCUUGGAGGAUGUAGUUUUGAAUGCACGUCGAUUUGGCGCAAAACUGUUCGAGGUAACAGAGCUGAGCAUAAGUUCAGAGCAUCUCUGGGAUUUUGAUCUAACUCCGUGGAUGAAGAAGGACGUGCAGGAGCGGUGGACUAUUCAUAUAGAAGAUAUAUCACAAAUUGUCACUGCUAUCGAACGAGAAACAAGUACAGUGGAGUCGUGGGCACCGGUAAUGAAAUUUGUGGUACUGGACGCACCGCAGUCAGUUGUUCUUCUCGAUCAUAUGGGCGACGAUAGCUAUGGAAUUGUUGUGGCAUCCUGGGGAGCUAUACUGUGUGGUGGCGGCCAGGGGCAUUUUGCUAUCAGUCAGUCAAUGAUCGGUGCCAUGCGCGUUCUUUUUGGCCUGGACACCGAGAUACCCGCAGCAGCGAGUCGUGCUCCCAUGCCCGUUGCAAAUUGGGAAAUUGGCCGUUUGAAGUUGCGUUCAUUUAUUGACAGCUCAAUAAAUGCUAUUUCUUCGGUGGCUGGUAAGGCAGACCAAGCAGUGCAGCUCGUUUCAGGAGCUUUGCGGACCGCUCAGGAGACUGGUGUUGUGGAAGUUCGGCGAGCCGUGCAAGGCCGAGCUUUGGCCGAGAGUGCCCUCAAUGAUAAAAGCCUGCUGGCUCUGCUCUAUUUCCCGAACGACCAGAAGUUCGCCAUCUACCUCCCUCUGUUCUUGCCCACUUUGCUGCCAAUGUUCACUUCCAUUCUGGCAUUGUACAAGUACGUGCUCGGCAAGGAGUAG